Molecule: messenger RNA, 777 nt
Organism: Venustampulla echinocandica
Lineage: Eukaryota; Fungi; Ascomycota; Leotiomycetes; Helotiales; Pleuroascaceae
Exons: 4
Coding region: 1-777 (258 amino acids)
Molecular function (GO): S-adenosylmethionine-dependent methyltransferase activity
Source: RefSeq, a predicted model, not a curated record
AUGGCCGGUAACGGCCGCCUCAGUAGCAUCUUUAGACCAUUCCAGCUCAUCUGGUUAUCCGUCAAAUUGCACUACGACGCUUUCAAAGAGGCCCUGCGCAAAGACGGCCUCGCCUCACUUACACAUCCCCAAAGAAUUCGAGACGCCGCCAUAGCAAAACUCCUCAUCAUAACUUCCAACGGCUUUAUCGCCUACGAGGACACCACCUGUGUCCCCUCCCUUGUCCGCUCCGCUCAGGGCAAAAUCCUCGAACUCGGCCCCGGACCAGGCAACCAAAUCCAGCGCUACGAUCCAUCCCUCGUAAAGUUCAUAUACGCCAUUGACCCCAACCCCCACUAUGGAGACGCCAUUGCCGCAAAGGUUAAGAAACUUGAUCUCCAGGAUAAGUACAAGUUUCUAGCAUGUGGUGUUGAAGAAAGCGAGAUUUUGAGAAGGGAGGGGAUUACAGAGGGGAGUAUGGAUACUGUGCUGAGUAUUCAGGUGUUGUGCGCGGUGGGGGAUGUGAAGAGUGUGAUGAGGGAGGUGUGGAAGUUGUUAAAGCCUGGGGGUAGCUUUGUAUUUUGGGAGCAUGAGAAGAAUAAGGAUACUGUUACGGCUAUGGCGCAAGCUUGUUUGAAUCCUGCUUGGAGCGCAUUCGUCGGGUGUUGUAUGAAUCGGGAUAUCAAGGCGGGUAUCCUUGCGGCUGGGGAGUGGGAGAACCCCGGUGAUAUUGAGGUGGCCGACGAUCCGUAUAGUUGCUUGCCUAGAAUUUGGGGCGUGCUCAAGAAAAAGGCUUGA